CGAACGCGAUCAUACAUCGCAGCUAACUUACUAUAUUCGAUUAAUCCUCACUACAUACAGCACCGCCAAAUAACACAGAAACGAAAAUGGCCGACACAGCACCCCCUCCCACCCAACUAUCACCACCAUCCAACAACGAUGGCGCCGGCGCAACAGCACGACCACCAAGCGCAGGAGCAGCGCCAGAAUCUCCAGAGAAACAAGCACAAUCACAACAACAGACGCAAGGCUCAGCACAACCAACACAGCAACAACCCCAAAAUGCAAACCCUCCUCCCCCGACGACAGCAACAACAACAACAACAGACCAAUCCCGCGGCCUCCCCUACUACGAAAAACUCCGACGCGACCUACGCGAUACUCUCCAGAAGAAGCGCCUAAUGGAUAAGAGCAUGGCCCAACUAGAAGACCAAAUCUACCGCUUCGAGCAAUCCUACCUCGAAGAAACGACCGCCGGAAACAUAAUCAAGGGUUUCGAUAACUACAUCAAGGGUUCUUCAUCCGGAUCAACACUUACAACUGGUAUCGGGCUAUCGGGUGCUGGGAUGGGCGCUGCAGGGGGUGGAGCGAGACGAAAGGCGCAGGUUAUCGAGGCGGAUCGGGUGUUUUCGAGGAGUUCGGCGGGAUUUAUGAGGGAAUCUCCGACACCUUCGUCUGCGCAGACGACGCCGGCGCCUACGCCGUUGUCGAAUGGGGGCGAUGCUACGAAUGGGAAUUCGAAGGCUGGGUCGAAGAAUAAGAAGAAGUCUGGGAAUAGGAAUGUGGACGAGGACGUUGAGGAUGGUGACAAACCGUCCGUGAAGCGGUUGAAGAUUAGUUAUGGGAGGGAUUAAUUUAUCGGUUAUGAUUAAGGGUUGGUCGUUGGAAGGAGUUAGGCGCUCAAGUCAUGCAUUGCAUUCUGUACAUUAUGCCUGUUUAUGCAAUUUAUGGAUUCUCAAGUCAUCAGCCACCACCGUCAGCUACUGUGAACCAAUCUGCAACCGAUAAGUCGCAACCUCAAAGGCCCUGAGCUCGAUACCAAUUUCAGCCUUCGAAAGCAGCGUCUG
Molecule: messenger RNA, 1046 nt
Organism: Aspergillus glaucus CBS 516.65
Lineage: Eukaryota; Fungi; Ascomycota; Eurotiomycetes; Eurotiales; Aspergillaceae
Product: chromatin modification-related protein EAF6/MEAF6
Exons: 3
Coding region: 87-833 (248 amino acids)
Cellular component (GO): NuA4 histone acetyltransferase complex
Source: RefSeq, a predicted model, not a curated record